Molecule: messenger RNA, 636 nt
Organism: Rotaria socialis
Lineage: Eukaryota; Metazoa; Rotifera; Eurotatoria; Philodinida; Philodinidae
Source: the annotation of a GenBank genome assembly
AUGUUUACAGGUAAAAAAACAUUAAGUUUAAGUCAUUUCAAAUCAAGUAUGGGACAGAAACAAGCAGUUGCAUCUAGCUGGACAAUAGAUGACUUGGCAUUUGGAACGGGUCAAAAUGCUGUACAAAUUGAAGACGUUAUUGGUGAAGUGCAAAAAAUACCAGGAAAAAUGUUUGGUGGUAAAGCUAUUGAAAAUGAUGCAACAAUUAAUCGAAUGCAAACUGAUCUUUUAUCAUUUGAUGAUACACUUCGACGAAUUUUUCGACGAAAAAAAAGUAAACGCUCAAAGCGAGAAGAACCUCCACAGGAGUCUUAUCAAGACGAACAAUCUUACCCUGACAGCGAACAAUAUUACAAAACUGAUGGGCAAUAUUAUGCUCAAGAUGAAGAAUACUAUGAUCAAGAUGGACGAUAUUAUGCAGAACAUCAAAAAUAUUAUGAUCAAAAUCAACAAGCAAUACCGGAAGAAGAUGAAACUCAACUUUCACCAAUUUAUUCCGAAAAUAAUCCAAAAACAAUAAAUAAGGAUGCCGAUACGGAUAAAAAUCUUCCAUGGAGAUGCAGAUAUUGUACUGCAGAAAACAAAUCAACUGAUAUUGAUUGUCUUCAAUGUAAACAAAGCGAGGCAACAUUUUAA